Molecule: messenger RNA, 4464 nt
Organism: Carlito syrichta (Philippine tarsier)
Lineage: Eukaryota; Metazoa; Chordata; Mammalia; Primates; Tarsiidae
Exons: 28
Molecular function (GO): protein binding
Source: RefSeq, a predicted model, not a curated record
AUGGGGCGUGGGGUUACCACCUACAAUGAAUGCACAACAGAAGCUCUUGUCAAAUGUAGAAGCUCUCUUUCCUGUUGGUGUGUUUUUAGAUAUAGAGAGCAACUUUCCUAUGAAGAACUCUCAGGAAUGACAUUUGUCAAGAUGUCCGCCGUCCCGAGGCACUUUGGCCUGAAACACACAGAAGAGUCGUACAUGUUUAAGGAGCGAGAGAAGGUUCGCCAGGAGACCAAGAAAGAUUUUCUCCGGUUCAAGCAGAAGCUGGCCGCCAAGCCGGCUGCAGACGGAGGCCCCUCACCACGAACUUCACCUCUUACUCCACCACCUUCUCCAUCAACUACCGGUCACUGGGCUCCAUCCAGCUGCCCAGCAUCCCAGCAUUCCAGUGUCCAGUCUACCAGCAGUGUGGCCAGCGUCUAUGUAGGUGCCAGGAGCUUGGGCUCCCAGAUCUCUGUGUCCUCCUCCACCAACUUCCAGGGUGGCUGGGGAUCCGGAGACCUGGCUGCAGGGAUGGCCUGGGGGCUGGGCAGCACCCAGAAGUCGAGUAUGAGACAGCUGGCCAGGCGCCUGUCUAUAGGGAACAACAUCAAUGCACUCUGCAAGGUCAUUGAUGACACCACUGUCACUUGGCUGCAGCUGGAGACAGAGACAGAAGAUCUCAAGGAAGAGCUGCUCUUCAUGAAGAAGAACCAUGAGGUGGAAGAUAUUUCUUUAAUGGGAAAAAUAUACGUCAGAACAUCUCAGAUGCAAGUAAAAACACCUCAGAUACCAGAAGAGCAAAGAUUACAGAUAAAAGUUGAGGAACCUCAAAAGAGUAUUCUUAAAGAGCUUCCUGAAACCGUGUCAAGUAUUUUACAGAUUGAACUGGAGGAUGUAGAGUGGGGAGCCUCAGAAGCAGAAAGCACAGUGUUUAAACCACAGGAAAUUUUAGAAAUUCAGCCAGCAGAGGAAUUAAGUAAACCUUCAGAAGAUGGGCAGCCCACAAGUGAUUCAAAAGCAGCCAAGUGGGCAACCUUAAAGGUGAAAUCAUCAGAAUUCUUGCAAAUCAAAGGAAAAGAAGUUAAGCGAAUGCAGAAAAGCAGAUCAGGAAUUUCAUCACUGAGACCAAGAAAGUCUUUAAAACCCCCUCAGGAUCUGAAACUACAUAAAAAAAUUCCACAAGACUCGUCCAUUCCUCGCCUGCAUGGUCUGUGCACCACCAUCCCAAUCCGGGAACUGCCCAUUGACUUGUGCCUGGCUUCUCGAGUAUAUCACACUCCUGACAAGAAAGGCCAUACUGCCCUGCUCGGGAUAUUUGGAGCAUCUUUCUUAGAUGAUUGCUUUACAGAUGAAGAACAAAGAGACAGAAUAUUAUAUGGAAUUCCUGUCAUGAAUGACAACCAAGAUUAUGUUCAUGCUCCUUCAACACCACCAAGGAUAUUACCUGAAUUGGCACGAGGAACUACGCAGCAUGCUCACAAACCACAACUGAGAGUCUUGGGAGAGGAAGUGUGUGCUUAUCCAGAAUUUACGAAGUUGUUUUGGAAUACAGCUGCGCCCAAAUUUUCUGUUCCAGAAUCUGUCAUGAAGGAAACGCUGUAUCCAAAAUAUGAGAGUGUUCAAGGAAGCAGACUUUUAACUGAGAAAUUUGUAUCUGAAAGCAAGGAAAAUGUCAUUAUUUCAGAUCAUUUUAGUAGAACAAAUUUGAAGUCAUUCUUACUAAGAAAAUCUGCAUCAUAUGAAAAUAUCAAAAAAUGUUUCAAUGUACAACUUCCACAACUAAAGAAAGUAAAAUCUUUAGUUGAAUUGAGGAAGAAGGAGACUAUAGUCCCUUUGGAAAUCAAGGAUGACAUGCAAAACAGUAUAAAAGAAGUUAUGUUCCAGAAAGCAAGGGAGUUGAAGCGCCAACUUGCUAAGCAAAAUAAAACUGAGGAGUUCAUCUAUGAGAAAAAAAAUAUAGAAGUCAUCUUUGAUAACAUUCAUGAAAAACACAGUUUGAAAGAUCUGUCUUUCUCUCUCAUUGAAGCAUCUAGAAAAGCUGGCAUUAGUUACAUUGUUUAUCCCAAGGGAAAGACGAUGAAAUGGAAGAAAAGAUUGAAACAACAAAAACUUGCAGAAGUGUAUAAUGAGCUAUCCAAGCCUCCAAAAUCUCUUAAAAGAUCAACAUCUCAUGGAAUACUUCCUGAACAGAAGAAGUAUUUGCUCAAAGUUCCAUUAUACGAACGUCAAAUACGGUGUCCUAGCUUACCUACGUGUUUAAAUUUUGAAACAUUUAUCCAAAGUGAGGGAGGAAUUCCAGAAAACAGUGAUCCUCGAACGUGGGCUCUUGAAAUAUGCACUAAGCACAAAGUCCAGAGCGCGCCCAUACCAGAGAAGAAAGUUGAUAAAAUGUCUCUUCUCGAAGACCUGCCUGAAAAACUGCAAGAACCACCCAAACUAGAACUAAGUGAUUGUUUGGAAUCUGAGCUUCCACUGGAGAUUGUUAAAUAUUUUGAAUCUCAAGUGGAGAUUUUGACUGAGGAAAUAAAUAAUACGAAAAAAUAUCCUGCAUUUGCAUAUUGUAGGCGUGGAGCUAUUUAUAGGAAACUGGGAAAAUUGCAGAGUGCCAUGAAUGAUUUGCAGGAAGCUAUAUUCUUGGAGCCAUUGUUUCUCAAUGCCUAUUGGCAUCGACAUUUCAUUUAUCUUUUCCAAGACAAAAUUAGUGAAGCUUUGGAUGACUUGAAUUAUAUACUUAAAUACAAUAAAAAUCAUGCAGAGGCAUAUUUAUCAAAGGCAGAAAUUUUCAGGGAAAGAAAAGAAAUUACUCUGGCAAUUCUAAACUAUUCCCAGGCAAUUAAGUGCAAGCCAAUAGAUGCUGAUAUCUAUUUUCGGAGGGGUGAGAUGAAUGAAAUAGCAAACAAAGUGCUGGCCAUUGAUGACUUUUCUAAAUGUAUUUUUUAUGAUCCCAAAAGAACAGAUGCAUUAUUGAAACGUGGGCUAUUUUAUUUUGAAAACAAAAGCUGGCUUGCAGCCAUACAGGAUUUUACAUCAUUGUUAAAUAUAGAUCACCAAAAUUCUCAAGCAAGGACAUACCGAGGGAGAGCAUAUUUUAAACGGAACUUUCAUAAACAAGCAACUCAAGAUUUUUCUGCUGCAGUUCACUUAGAUCCUAGUAACUGGGUAGCAUUCUAUUAUCGAGCUUGCUCAUUUAGAAAGAGUAACCCUUUUAGAGCGCUACAGGAUUAUAGCGUUUCAGCUCUCAUAAAUGAUAGCUAUGAGAAUCUUUAUUGUUUUCUACAUCGGGGCAUUCUCUAUGCACAUCUAAAGCUUUGGAUGCUGGCAAUUUGUGACUUUGAAACUGUUAUAUCUCUAGAAAGAACUGUUACUUUGGCUUAUAUAAAUAUUGGCCUUAUACAUCUGCUAUACCUGGACAACUACACUGAAGCCAUUUGGCAAUUUUCUGAAGCUAUUAGAAUUGAUCCGUUAUGCAUUCAAAGUUAUAUUUGUCGAGCAGAAGCCUAUUAUAAGUCACAUAAAUUGAAAAAGGCAGUAAAUGAGUUGUCUCGUGCUAUUCACCUUCAGCCAGAUGGAAUCCAAUUAUAUAUAAUAAGAGGACAAUAUCUUUUGAUGAUGAAAUGCUAUGAUCUUGCAAAGUUUACUAUUUAUCAAGUAGCAGAAAUAAACAAAGGUCUCAUUGAGCUGAAUUCUAUACAGCAAGCACUUAUUUAUUCAUUUUGUGAAAACCAUGACAAGGCCAUUCAGGUCUUGGAGGCAAUCACUUGGAAUAGACCUGAGGCGACCAUGUAUGUUGUAUUAGCAAAAGCACAAAUGAAGGCCAAGAGAAUCAAGGAAGCUGUGAGGAUGUUUAAGAAAGCACUGGAUAUCUUUUCUCACUCUGAUAAAGGAUCAAAUGCCACAGCUCUUUCAGCAGACUGUCACCAUAACCUGGGUCUUUGUUACAUGGAGGAAGGCAACGUACAAAUGGCUUUAGAUUCUUUUACAAAAGCUGUGAAAGCAAAUCCCAAUUUUGCAGAAGGCUUUUAUCAACGAGGGCUUUGUAAAGCUAAACUCCACAAGGAUAAUUCAAUUCUGGAUUUUAAUCAUGCAAUUACUCUUGAUCCAAAACAUUACCAGGCAUAUCUAAGCCGAGUAGCCUUCUAUGGUUUAAAAGGCAGAUAUUCCAAAGCAAUCUUGAAUUGUAAUCAGGCUAUCAAAAUUUAUCCUGAGAGUGUGCGUGCCUAUCUCUACAGAGGAGUUCUGAAAUACUACAACAAGACUUAUAAGCUAGCAAUUACAGAUUUAACUACAGCUAUCAACAUGGACAAAAAGUGUUAUAUAGCAUUUUAUAACAGAGCAUUAUGUUACACCAAGAUAAGGGAGCUUCAGAUGGCAUUAACAGAUUAUGGAAUUGUGCUGCUCCUUGAUGCUGGAGAAACUAUAACAUUAAAUACCUUCAUUAAUCGUGGACUCAUCUACACAGAACUAGAACAGUAUGGCUUUGCAUUAGAG